AAAGUUCAUUUGAAUUCCAUUUCCAUAGCUACUAGAUACUACUUACUCUACGCACAUAAAUAAAUUUAUGUGUCAGCGCAUACUGUCACUGUCAGUAACAAAUAUUUUUUUAUAAAUUAAAUUAAAAUAAAAACCUAUGGUUAAGAAACCUAGUAAGUCCGAUAAAAAUAGUAUCAAGGCAGACGUCAUCGUACUAGGAUGUACGCUCCCCGGUAUUGUGGCGGCUCACAAACUGAAGAGGAAGUUCGGAGACACCAUGGACAUCAUGGUCCUAGACCUCGGUGGAAAUAAAAUAGUUGACACUAAAUGUAACGUCGCCUUUCAAGACAAGGAUGACCCUAACAUGUCACCUAGGAGAAUGCCUAAAUAUGACCACACAGCGAGAGAAAUCUUAGACAACGUAGCCCGGUUUUAUCUGGUGCAGUAUGCGAAAGAGUUAAGGGUGCCUUUACCUGAUGCCAUAAUUAACCCUGGAAGGCAAUCAGUUGCCCAAAUACAUCUAACGAUGCCAAUAGUGGCUGACGAGGUUAACGAAGACCAAGAGUUGGAAGAAAAACUUCCCUUACAAAAAGUUUUUCAAUAUGGUGAUGGUAAUACUGUAGAAUUCGAAAAUGAUUUUCAUGAUUUCGAGUAUCUAAACUUUUUGGAAAAAUUCGAACUGAAUCAAUACCAAACAUUCUUGGAUAAAAGUAUGAGAGAAUUGUUUCAAACUAAUAUGAUAAAUUGGGCGAGUGAACGAAAGAUUCUGUUGUACUACGAUCAGACUACCAUGGAAAAAAACAUUUGUGAAACUCUUUUAUUCUCAACUUCUAGAGAAAUUAUGAGGACCACAGUCAGACUUGUGUGUGGAGCCCCCGCUAAUAGUGUUUCUCUUCUGUUUUAUCUGCACCAGUGUUACAGAACAAGUAGUGCCACGAACCACCUCGGAGGGUUAAAUACAAGGUUCCGAGAAAAGCUUCUUGGACAUUGCCGAAAACGUUUGUCAAACAAACUUCAGCAAAGCGUUGCUGACAUCACAUUGAAAUCAAUAUCCAUUAAAGAGAUCCGCACAUAUUCUGAACAGGUCAUCUUAGAAACGAUAAAAGGUGAGACUACUUACAUUUGUAAUUUGCUUGCGAUGGCCUUAAAACCAGAUCAGUUACACAACAUUCAAGUUGAGGAUCAGUUGUUAUCUGAUGACAAGGCAGGUUUAGCCAAAGGUAUGAUACCGGGACGAGGGAAGAAGUUUAAUGUGCAGUAUGCAAGAAACUUUUGGACCAAACAAGGGUAUAGUGGCGAUAUAUUCAGCAUGCGCGGACCAAUCAUUUGGGCUAUGGAGAAACCGAGAAUGUCAUCAACAGGCAGCUUAGAAAAGUACGCAGGUUUGAUUGGGUACCUCAUGGUGAGGGACGAUGGUACAGAUUCUAAGGAAGCAGUCUUGGAGCAGCUGGUCAAAUUAUUCGGAGAGGAGGCGGCUACUCCCGUGAGUUACAAAGAAACCCCCAUAGCGGAUAUUUACAUUCCGCGGUGUGGGGAUUAUGUAGCUUUGCGGAAAUUGACUAAUGAAGGGAGCCCAAAGUUUUUAGAAUGGGGAGCGCUUGAUAUUUUUGCUGACGGGGACGUGGCCGCUGCUUUGGAGGCUGGCCACACUGCGUACUUGCAUCUGCUAGGCUGCUUGCGUCCUCAGGCUCAGUCGUACGAAGACAUCAUCGUGAGUGACUGGCCAACGUUCCUCAGCGGCAGCCCGGUCAAAAGAUGGAUGUCUCAGUUCAAUGUGAUAUCUGGCAUCAAGUUAACAGUGUACUCCGCUGCGCUAUUAAUUGGCAUUAAGCUGAUUCACUCUUAUAUGCGUAAAUGAAGGAUGUUUUAUGUAGUGUUUAGUGUUUUAGAUUUGUAUUUCAAUAAAGGUUUUUUUCGAUU
Molecule: messenger RNA, 1899 nt
Organism: Trichoplusia ni (cabbage looper)
Lineage: Eukaryota; Metazoa; Arthropoda; Insecta; Lepidoptera; Noctuidae
Gene: shps
Exons: 1
Coding region: 137-1837 (566 amino acids)
Molecular function (GO): oxidoreductase activity
Source: RefSeq, a predicted model, not a curated record